GUUUAUAUUGGCCAUUGUCAUCUACUUGUCACCAAAUAUGCUCGCAGCUGUAUUGUUUCUUUUCCCCUUCAUCCGUCGAUUCCUUGAGAGGUCUAACAAUAAGCUUGUGAUGCUCGUAAUGUGGUGGUCACAGCCCCGGCUUUAUGUUGGAAGGGGAAUGCAUGAGAGCACAUUUUCUCUGUUCAAAUAUACAUUCUUUUGGGUUCUGCUCAUGGUAACAAAGUUGGCUUUUAGUUACUAUAUUGAGAUAAAGCCUUUAGUGGGUCCAACAAAAUCCAUUAUGGAAGUACGAAUAACUGAUUUCCAGUGGCAUGAAUUCUUUCCCCGUGCAAAGAAUAAUAUCGGUGUUGUGAUUGCACUCUGGGCCCCAAUUAUUCUUGUCUAUUUUAUGGACACCCAAAUCUGGUAUGCGAUAUUCUCAACAUUAUUUGGGGGUAUAUAUGGUGCAUUCCGUCGCCUUGGAGAGAUUCGAACAUUAGGGAUGCUCAGAUCUCGUUUUGAAUCAUUGCCUGGUGCAUUUAAUGCCUGUCUAAUUCCAAAUGAGAAGAGUGAGCCAAAGAAGAAAGGACUGAGGACCACAUUGUCCCGCGACUACGCAGAGAUCCCUCCCAACAAAGAGAAAGAGGCUGCAAGAUUUGCUCAGUUAUGGAACAAAAUAAUCAGUAGUUUUAGAGAGGAAGAUCUUAUAGACAAUAGGGAAAUGAAUUUGUUGCUUGUACCAUAUUGGGCUGACCGUGAUUUGGAACUUAUACAGUGGCCACCAUUUUUACUUGCUAGCAAG
Molecule: messenger RNA, 781 nt
Organism: Carica papaya (papaya)
Lineage: Eukaryota; Viridiplantae; Streptophyta; Magnoliopsida; Brassicales; Caricaceae
Source: RefSeq, a predicted model, not a curated record